UUAUCCUUAAUAGCGCAAAAGUUAUUUUAGAGCUAAGGGUGUGGUUCCCAAAUUCCUGUUGGUGUCUUAAUUUUGUGUAAUUAAUUUCGCACUUGAUUUCACAGAAUACAGAAACAUGUUUUGGCGAUAUUGUUAGCAUUUACCUUAACCGUCUUAAUCCUAUUUAGGUACAGAAAUCAUUAAACCAACGUAAUACUAUUAUUAAUUGAUAUAGGUCUCCGAAACAAAAGAGAGCUACUUGAAUAUUUUUUAUUUUAUUUUCUGCACUAUUCCCGGCUUUUAUCAUCUAUGAGGAACACAUAAGUUUGCUAAGUUCUAUGUUCAGCAUAGCUUCAUAAUUAGUAGAGUUACCUUUAUAUUACCAUUAUUAUGUAAUACAUAAUCAAUUAAAUAACCGCGAUAUGAUGUUUACAUGCUGUAACUGAAAAAAUCAAUCACUUCUCACGGAAUCGAACCUGGUACCCAAGCAUUCAACAGUCAACGACUGAGCCAUCGCAACCUCGUCCAAUCAAGACUAAUUAUGCAGUACACUCACAAGUCUCCUUCAUAAACAUGCGGCAGUGCUCUAUCUACACAGAUGAACAUACAUGAAAUGGAACACCAUAAUUCAGAUUUGAUAAAGGGGUUUGUCAGGUAUAUAUAUAUAGUAGACACACUCUGUAAUUAUUGUAAAAAUAGUGAAUAUCGUUUUUAAUGCUUCUGUGGUCAAAUUAGCGUACGUAAGGACUAAAGAGUUUAUAAACAUCAAUUACUAGAAAGGUAGAAAGCUCCUUUCAUCCCAGAUCCCAGGUGUGUUUCUGAAAGUUCACAUGAUUCAAGCUACACUACUGACUCGUGUACUACUGGAGCAGUGGUCGUGAGUAUGGUGACUCAUUUGUCUCAGCUCCUGCGACACAGUGUUGGAACAGUCCUUCACCAAACACUGGCCAAUUGUUGCCGACAGUCACGUACACUGACUACAUCAGUCCUGUGCUAAUUAUUUAGUUAAGUUGUUAAUAAUCUGCAAAGUUAAAAGUUGUGAAAAAAAAGUAGUGCUGUUUAUUUUAAUUGGUUAUAAAAAUACGCUGGUGCCAACAUAAAAGAUCCACAAAAGUAACAAAAUAUACAAGAAUACGAUACUAAAAUGGAUAAAGCUAAACCUAAACCUGCAGUUUUAGUAGAAACAACAGACUCUGAUGAUAAAUUAAAGAAAGUGAGUGAUCUAGUUUAUUGCCAAUAUCAAACCGUCACAGUGAGGCGAGUCAAAGAAGAGAUACUAACUACAACCUCUAUUAGUAAUGUUGACGAUAUAUUGAAAACGCUGGUUCCGACUAAAAGUUUUCUAUAUCGCAACGAAACACGCAUCAAGAAACAAGAUAAAUCACCAACGUCAUAUGUGCCUAUGGAUGUAGGUAAAAAACCAAGGAGAUUUUUCAGAUUUAGCUACGAAUAUCCAAAUUUUGAUCUUAAGAAAUUUAGAUUUUCAAAACAGGAGAAUUUCAACGAUAGAGGGUAUUAUAGCGUGAAAAAUCCGACUGCAGAAAACAAGAAUAUAAAUGUGAAAGUUUACAGGAAUGUGGAAGCAUCAACGAAAUACAAAUCGUUUUCUAAUACAGAAGAUUUCAAUGAAAUUGUUUUAGAAGAUCAUUUUUAUGAAGACUUGUGUUACAACGAUAUGGGUAACAAAGUAGAUGAAAAAAGAAGGAACUCUUCAAGUCAAAUAAACAAUAUAAGGACAACAGCUAAAGUGAAAAUCCAAGAGAUAUUCAGUUCUUUUAAGCUACCAUUCUUCAAAAAGGAAGAUAAUAGCAAGAAAAGCAGUGAAGAUGGUAAAAUAGAAGAAAUAUCAGAGAAUAACGACAGUAGCAGCAGUAUGUAUGACUCGGUCACACUCAGGCCCAAUGAAAAAAGUGCUUUAGAAAAGCCAAAACCUGUGGUGGAAGAAUAUUUGGAACCAAUACAGCUGCAGAAGGAUUACUGCGACGUGAUCUUCAAAGAGAAAGAUGAAGGGAUCCUCGGCUACAUCAUGAACAUGUUCGAGACGAGGUUCGGCUUGAGAAGAGAAUCGAGCGACCCAAACAUAUCCGAAGACUCAGACGCAGAGAAGCACCCACCCAACAACGUACCCUCAGAAUCAGUACAAAAAUGGAACGACCCCCGCAAGACGAAGACCGGAAGUGGAAAGAGCAGCAUGGCGGACCGGCCACUUCCGGUGCCAGUGGCUAGUGAGCCGUAUUACAUGGAUGUUGACAGGAGUGAGGCGGAGGCCCUGUUGGCUGGUCAGCCGGAUGGCACCUUCAUAUUGAGACCUUCCAGUCAGCCGGAGCACUUGUACACGCUGUCAGUGGCGUGCGGUGGCGUCGUCUACAACGUGGGCGUGCGGCGCCGCCCUGACGGACGCCUGGCGCUCGGCUUCCCGAGGCGCGGGGAGAGGUCCUUCAGCAGCGUGGCCUCACUGCUGCGGGUGCACCGGCGGCGGCGCGCGCUGCUGGCGGCGCCGGGGGGCGUGGUCGCCGCGCGGCUCACGGAGCCCCCUGUCCACUACCAGACCCCGAGCGGCCUGCCUGUGGCUGUGCAAGGGGGGGUUGAGUAGGACUGUAGGGUUAGUUGGGUUACCACGACUGAAUAUUAGCAAUCAACAAUCCUGAAUGCAGAGAAUUGAAAGAGUAAACAGGGGAAAGUUGUCAGUGAGACACCUUAUGUAAUGAGCCAAGUC
This is a messenger RNA of Plutella xylostella (diamondback moth), 2695 nucleotides long. The record is from RefSeq and is a predicted model, not a curated record. Lineage: Eukaryota; Metazoa; Arthropoda; Insecta; Lepidoptera; Plutellidae.